This is a messenger RNA of Drosophila rhopaloa, 786 nucleotides long. RefSeq names its product short coiled-coil protein B. Bases 143 to 550 code for a protein of 135 amino acids. The transcript has 2 exons. Gene Ontology annotation, cellular component: trans-Golgi network. The record is from RefSeq and is a predicted model, not a curated record. NCBI's taxonomy places the organism in Eukaryota, Metazoa, Arthropoda, Insecta, Diptera, Drosophilidae.
CAGUCAGUGUUGCCUAACUUCGAGGGGACCAAACCAAAGUGGUAGUUUUCUUUUUUCGUGUCAAUUUCUAAGCGAAAAUUUGGCGAGUGUUAAUUAAAUAAAACUUAUAAACAACAGAAGGGACCCUUACACACUGCCAGCCAUGUCCCUGUUAAACAACGACGAUAGUAUUCCCAACAUGGACGAGGAUCCACAGGUGGUCAUUCCGGAUGACGAACCUUCGACGGCAGGCCAUAUGCCCAGUGGCAGAUCCAUGGACUCGCUGCGUUCUUCCUUCACCAACCGGAGUUCCACGCCGGAUUCUUCGCACAAUUCGCUGGAGGCCAUGGAAAUGGCCCAAGACGAUCGGGAGGAGAAGGCUCGUCUGAUUACUCAGGUUCUGGAGCUCCAAAAUACCCUGGAUGACCUGUCGCAACGCGUUGACUCUGUCAAGGAGGAGAAUCUUAAGCUCCGCUCCGAGAACCAAGUACUGGGCCAGUACAUCGAGAAUCUAAUGUCGGCCUCCUCGGUGUUUCAGUCCACCAGUCCGAGUGCGGCCAAGAAGAAGUAGUCCUCCACCCACCGGAACUCGAAACCAAAAACCAUCUCAAAUAUGCCUUCUCGUUCACGCUAGAGCUAUAUUUUAAUCUAUAACACUCGUAAUUAAGCUAAUGCAAUGUUGUUUGAGUUGCCCAAUCGUCGAAUUUGUAUUUGUUUAGGCCUAAGCUUAUGGCACGCUAUGUAUUUUAUACAUAAAAGUAAUUUAUUUAUAUAGAUAAUUAAUAAAUCAAUAAUAUUCCAAAGCAA